UUCUAUUUCUAUUUGGAAUUGUUGAAGCUGAACGUGGGUUUUUUGCCCCCCUGUUUAUCUACAGAUGUCUAACCAGAGAGGUCACUGUCAGCUGAUCCCACCUUCAGACCUGGAUGGAUCCUACCUUGGUGUAGCUAGACUGCAAACUUUGUAUAAGAACCACAACUUAACUCGUAGAAGCCCUAAUCUUCAACCUUCAAGUCGACCUGGUAGGAAUAGGGGUGUCCUGGAGGCCAGUCCCCCCAGAUGCCAAACAGAGGCCGGGAAUGGUGGUCUUUUGGAAAACGGGGUGCACCAUCAAUGCAACCACAGGGCAUCUCCUGCAGCGCAGACGUUGACUCCCCAUCGCGGAAGAACCCCCGACGGGGAGAAGAGGAAGAAUGGUUGCUCUCUUCCGGGGUGCCCCUUCCAUCAAACAUUAAGAAACUUGGCUCACAAGUCUUUCCCAGACGGUUGCCGGGUUCGAGACUGCUAUUUGGGACCCCCGGGCGAAUCCUCCUCGGAAUAUUUCAGCUCACCGUGCCUUCCGAGGCCGAAGGCCAGCGAAGUCCCGGGGUCGAAAGAAGCCGAUGGCGGCCGCAACUUCUCCGAGGAGAAAAGGAAAGAGCUGCUACUCCAGAAAAUGGAGCUGGAAAUCGAGAAGGAACGCCUGCAGAAUUUGUUAGCUGAGCAAGAGGCCAAACUUCUCCAGCAGCAAGAGCAGCUCCGGCAAUCCAGGCGGGAUUAUCAUCGGUUUAAAGGCCACGCUGGCAAUUCGGACGACAGGCAGACGGGGGAAGAAGCCCCGGUGGGACCAGGCUCUCUGGCUCCGGCCACAAACGGGAUUGGUGAUGGCCUCAG
Notechis scutatus (mainland tiger snake) is the source of this 840-nucleotide messenger RNA. The record is from RefSeq and is a predicted model, not a curated record. Lineage: Eukaryota; Metazoa; Chordata; Lepidosauria; Squamata; Elapidae.